UCAAGAUGGCGCUGUUCAUGAAACUUACCCAAUGUGGUGCUCGCCAACUUUUUCAUCGACAGUUUCUCAACUUGACAGCGUCAAUUAUCUCCCAUAGUUUUACCGCUAGAUUGUCCGGUAGUGUUGGAAGCAGCUCACCAUAUCUAUCAUCAAAAUUACGGAAGACAACGAGAGAUUUUCAUUCACAAAGUGGACCUUUGAGGCAUGGUGACUAUGAAUACCAAGAUCCCAAAUCACCAGAUGAAAUUGUAAAUAUCACGUACUUGGACAGAAGUGGAGAGAUUAUUCCAGUGCAAGGAAAAAUAGGAGAUAAUGUUAUGUAUUUGGCUCACAGACAUGACAUAGAAGUUGAAGGUGCAUGUGAAGCAUCAUUAGCAUGCUGUACUUGUCAUGUAGUGUUACCAGAAGAAUAUUAUAACAAAUUACCGGAGAUCGAAGAAGAAGAGGAAGACAUGCUGGACCUGGCACCAUUUCUAACUGCUACAUCAAGACUAAGUUGUCAGAUCAUCCUCACCAAAGAUCUUGACGGUAUGGAAGUCAAGCUACCACAAGCUACAAGGAAUUUCUAUGUGGAUGGUCACGUACCUCAGCCACACUGAUGCCUUAAUACCGGGCAUUAAAGUUCAUUCUUGAAGGGGCACAGCAAUUUGGUAAGGGGCUCUCCUAGGAGGAAAAUGUCGGCUUGUAUUGGAACUUACAAAGGGCCCCACAGCAAAAGCACAGGGCACCAGGGCAUUUGCAAACGGCAUCACAGCAAUUGCACAGGCCACCAGGGCAUUUGCUGUGGGUGCCGUGGGGUAUUUCGAGGCUUGCCUUACAUGUCUCAAUAUCACUAAUGGUAAAGAAUAUCAGUGACAUUCAUUACUUUUUUUCCUGAAGGCGAGCAGAGUAAACUGUUUGUAACGUCGAGACCACAUUGGUUCUUCUCAAAGCCAACACUCCUCAUAAAGAUAUUUUAUACAUGGUUGUACUGCAAGUUUAUUUAGAAUUAAUUCCUACGCUCAGAGCCGCAAAAAGGGGCCGUUAUGUCUUCUGUCGCCAGCAACUCAAAAGUCUUGUAUUGGUGAAGAAUGUCCUCCAAUGAUGUCUUUGAUGUUACCCCCAAUAAAACUUACACCCUUAAAGAUGCCUGAGAUAAUGAGUAAGCAUAUGAAUGUUUGCUAAGCAUGUCAAUUUCCUAAAUAACAAUUUUGACUUUUUUGCACUGUAACAAACUGUGUCCUGCCCCAUUGUGUUUACUUUAAUCAAGAACCCAACACUUAUGUUGAAUUUGAUUUUAUAAAGAUAUACGCAGGAUAAUAAGUCUGGUAAUAUUAUUUUGUUAUGUAUCUAUCGGUCAAUAAACAAAUGAACAACAAACAAUGUUAUGCAUUCUUUGAACUUUGAAUAGUACUAUUCUAUAUCAUUGCAUUUAGCAAGAACACUUUCCCGGGACAAAACACUUAACUCAAAGUUGAACUGAUUGCACCAGGGAUAAAGAAUAUCAUUUUGGUUUCAAUGCCAGAAAGAAAGAAAAGGCAGCUCUUGUUUUGGAGUAUUUACUUAUUACUAGCCAACACUUGUUCUAGGUUAUUGAUAUAAAAUUAUUUUAAUAUUGAGAAAACAAGUAUUGGAAACAUCACAAAAAAAGUUUUGCUUCAUUUAAAGGUAAAAACACCCAAUGUAUGUCAAUAUUUAUGUUUACAUGUGUAAAUAAAAACAAAUGAUGAUCUAAGUGCAACUUUAACUCUUAUUUAAAACGUGAAUAAAAGUUAACUUUAUGUUUUUACCUUGUCAA
This is a messenger RNA of Asterias rubens (European starfish), 1777 nucleotides long. RefSeq names its product adrenodoxin-like protein 1, mitochondrial. The transcript is spliced from 6 exons. Gene Ontology annotation, cellular component: mitochondrion. Gene Ontology annotation, molecular function: 2 iron, 2 sulfur cluster binding. The record is from RefSeq and is a predicted model, not a curated record. NCBI's taxonomy places the organism in Eukaryota, Metazoa, Echinodermata, Asteroidea, Forcipulatida, Asteriidae. Bases 6 to 599 code for a protein of 197 amino acids. Gene Ontology annotation, biological process: positive regulation of oxidoreductase activity; P450-containing electron transport chain.